CUUCUUUCUUCCCUACCAUCAGCCGGCGCUUUGAGACCUCUGCCCUUUGAGCCUCGAUCACUGCUGCAGUACCUUGCGAGAUGGCCAAGAACGACCAUCGCGCUCGAUCUGUGCGUGGUCGAGGCAUUCGAGCGCCCUUCGACACUCGACACCGCCAUUGCGGCUCUCGUCCCGCUACCACGGCUCAAGAGUGGCCGCCUCACACCACUAGAAAGCCCAUGCCAGAAGUUGAAGGACACCCACGCAGCCUGACUUCCUCUACCAGCCAGUCCACGAGCAUGCCAGGAGCAGCUCAACAGAAAGGGCGAGUCCCGCCUCAACCAUCAAAAGUGGAAGAAGAUGAAGACGACAUCCCACUUUCCCGGCUCUUUUCGUCCAAGAUCGCAGACUCCGGCGCAGCAGCUGCGAGCGAACGUCUCAACAAGGUCAAGCACGCCUCCGUCGUCUGUACUGAGCCGCUUGCCGCUUCAGUCAAACGAUCGUGGUCGUCGAAGGAGGUACGAGUGCUUGGCAACAUCCUGGUCGAACAUCGGCAUUGCGACACAGAAGCCUAUGAGGCCUUUCUGCGCGCCUUUCCCACAACUGUGCGCUCUUUUUACGCUGUGCAGAGAAAGGCAUACAAGAUACUGAGAGAGUGGGAGAGCACGGACGAGGAGUCUGAGAGAGAGGAAGAGGAUGAAGAGGAGCAAAGCGGGUCCGGGUCUGAGGAGGAGUCGAUGGAAGAGGGAGAAAUGCGGGACUCUGAUGAGAGUGUCGGCUCGCAGGACGAUAUGGAGGAAGGUUCAGUCGCUUCAUCUCUGACCCCACUGCCAGAGGAGGAGACACCGCAGCUACCCAUUUCUCAUCAGACGCGAUCACAGUGCUCGACAUCAACACCCGUCGAAGCUCAGCAGAUCGUCGCGAGUUCUGGAGGAGCGAAAGGUUCAGGUGCAGCGCGGACCCGAGCAAAUCCCAGACGAUACGCCAAAGCAGCCCUGCACGCAAAGAGCGCCUCUGGCUCUAGCGCACCCAUAGACCUGGCUAUUGCCCACGGCGCCAACGAGGUCAUCAUUCAAAACUGCCCAAGCGGCUUUACGGUGAGCGUGUACAGCAAGACGUUUGUCAGAGUGACAAGAACGUCGGUCGCACAGCCGGCAGGCCUCAUUUCUUCCUUCAGGCCUCAGCCGCCGGCAUUUGCGUUCAACGUGUUGACUGCGGACGGGUCUAUCCAGGCCACAAAUCUACCUUCGGGCACUAAGACUACAAUUGAGACUCUUCACCGGCCCAGCCUGUUCGACUACGGCGAAACGCAUGAGCUCAGUGGGGGAGAGGUGGUGAAACGAGCGAGCUUUGUGGGGCCCUGCGGAUUUGCAGUGAGGUUCGUGUGGGCGGGGACAGGUGAAGAGUGAGUGAGAGCAGGGACAUGGAAGCCGCAGUCCAAUGUUCGGAUAGGCGAGGAGACGAGGAACUAGGGGCAGGAGGGAUGCCAUUGUAUACUCGCCCUUUGCGACUGGUCAGUUGAGCCGCUGCGAUACAGUAGCUACAGCUCGUGAGAAAGGGAGCAGCUAGUGCUGCGCAGCCUCGACCACUUUCCUCCUUUCCUUCCUUUGGCGGGCAGACACUCGAGUGUCGCCCCUUCAUUCAAUCUUAGACAGUCGUCCUUUUCAGCACUCUGCUUGAACAGGAUGAGAGCUUGGGCCAGAAGUACAGAAGGGGCCCUGGCUCGAGAAGCUGGGCCUUGUGCAGUGCUCACCAAAUGCGAGCCGCGAAUGUGGAAGGUCGAACGAUG
Jaminaea rosea is the source of this 1768-nucleotide messenger RNA. RefSeq lists its product as hypothetical. Bases 81 to 1388 code for a protein of 435 amino acids. The transcript has a single exon. Lineage: Eukaryota; Fungi; Basidiomycota; Exobasidiomycetes; Microstromatales. The record is from RefSeq and is a predicted model, not a curated record.